Molecule: messenger RNA, 717 nt
Organism: Acanthoscelides obtectus
Lineage: Eukaryota; Metazoa; Arthropoda; Insecta; Coleoptera; Chrysomelidae
Source: the annotation of a GenBank genome assembly
AUGUCUUCAUGCCCUAUCCUCGCUAAGCGCGAAUACGUUACACGACACGACAGAGUUGCCAAGAUCUUGCACCACUCAAUCUGCACAGAUUUCGAUAUUGACGUUAAACAGCGUUGGUAUGAGCAUGAACCUCAGCAGGUUGUAACUGCAACUAACGUCACCAUUCCUUGGAAUCAGCCUAUAAUAACAGACCGAACAAUUGCUGCCAACAAACCGGACAUCGUUAUCAAAUACCAUAAAACGGCUCGGAAGCACUCUGGUCCUGUAUUACCGCCUCGGUGGUUGGAAAUUGCUGUCGCCGUCGACCAUACGGUAAUAGCCUUCCAUGGAAAGGAUAAAGUGGAGCAAUACGUUCUCUCUCUACUGAAUAUUAUAGACCGCGCAGUUGCCGUUGAUGCGGGAAUCAGGAUUUUGCCGAAAACUGAGGAUAACUACUACAGGAUCGUUCGUCUGUUCAGGGAGAAAGACGUGCCCUAUCGUACGUUCCCUCUUCCUUCAGAACGAAAUAUUCACGCGGUAGUCGGAGGUACACCCGCAAUGUUUUCGGAACAGCAGAUCAAAGGGGAAUUAGAACAGAUGGGACAUACUCCUCUCCACAUUAUCCGACUCAAACGCAGUGGCGGCGCACCCAUGCCUUUGGUGGUCGUGAUACUGCCUCAGAUUGAAAAGUCCCAGCAGCUGUUCAACAAUCAUGAGCUGCGGGAUGUAGCAAUCUAG